GACCUCUCCGGCGAACCGGAUCGUGUAUGGCCAGCUUUAGGUCAAAUGAAAAAUACAUUGAAGAAUUAACCAGCAAUUUAAGGAAAAAACAAAUUGAAAUUAAUACAUUGGAAAAUGAUCAAGUCAAAAUGAACGCUGCUAACCAAAGAAUUAAAUGUUUGGAAAAUGAAUUAGCUUCAUUACAAGAAAAUGCUAUGGUAGUUAAUGCUCAAAGAGAAAAAUUAAAACGGUUUAAUUCUAUGGAAAAUGAACUUGUUUCAUUAAGAGAAGAAGUAGCUAUUUACAGAAAUGAUGUUAAGCAAACAGAAAUUUUAGAAAAUAAAGUUGCUACCCUUGAAAGUAAAUUAAACAAACAUGAAUUAAUCGAAAAAGAAGCAAUGCAAUUAAGAUCAAAUCUAGCAGUUAGUGAGGAUCGUUUGAAAGCAUGGAUAGAUGUUUGCCGAGAAGUCUGUGAAAAUGUUACUGAAACUCAGUGUUAUCCAGAAUAUUUGCGUUACUAUGUUGACAAUUUAAAAAAAAAAGAUUUAUUUCUUGUCAAUGAAAAAGGAGAAUUACAAACCAGGUAAAAUAUUUUUAAAAUAAUUGAUUUUUUUUAAUUAUUAUCUUUCACUA
Messenger RNA from Rhopalosiphum maidis (corn leaf aphid), 612 nucleotides. RefSeq lists its product as uncharacterized. NCBI's taxonomy places the organism in Eukaryota, Metazoa, Arthropoda, Insecta, Hemiptera, Aphididae. The record is from RefSeq and is a predicted model, not a curated record. The coding region runs from base 27 to 566 and encodes 179 amino acids. Gene Ontology annotation, biological process: mitotic spindle assembly checkpoint signaling. The transcript has 3 exons.